This is a messenger RNA of Colias croceus (clouded yellow), 4326 nucleotides long. RefSeq lists its product as uncharacterized. NCBI's taxonomy places the organism in Eukaryota, Metazoa, Arthropoda, Insecta, Lepidoptera, Pieridae. The coding region runs from base 1 to 4326 and encodes 1441 amino acids. The transcript has 4 exons. The record is from RefSeq and is a predicted model, not a curated record.
AUGGAAUCUUAUAUUAAAGUGCAAAACAAUAUAUAUGAUCGAAUUACAAAAGCUAGAUCUAAUUUUAAGAAAUCGCCUAAAGAACGUUUAGCGAAUGAUGCGUAUUUAUCGACAAGAUUGGAUGCGCUUGAGGAACUUUGGUCUCAGUUUUUGCAAACUCACACGCAAAUUAUUCAAGUUUCGGAAAGUGAUAAGUUGAACGCUACUACUUAUGUCAAAGCUGAUACAUAUGGCAAUUGUGAAGAACAAUAUAUCGAUUAUAAGUAUGAGUUGCGGGAAGCUCGAGCUAAUUUAACUGUUAAAUCAUCCACUGUACAUCAUGCGCCAGAUGGCAGCACGACAUCUACAGAUUCGAAUCAACAAGGUUUUAAAUUACCAAAGAUUGCUAUCCCACAUUUCUCCGGGAAAUAUGCAGAAUGGACGAGCUUUCGAGACCUGUUUUUGUCACUGGUACAUAGUAACCCUACAUUGGAUGACGUUCAACGAUUACAUUAUUUAAAAUGUCAACUCACUGGAGAAGCGGAACGGUUCUUGCGACACAUACCAAUAACUGCAGAAAAUUAUAAGUUAUGUUGGAAACAGCUUGAGGAUCGGUACAGCAACAAAAAGUAUCUUGCCAAUUGUAUCUUAAAGAAAUUUAUGAAUCAAAAAACUGUAACAACUGAAUCGGCUAUAGCGUUACGCGAAAUUUUAGAUACUACUAAUGAAUGUCACAAUGUCUAUUCGUGUCGCCAGUCUUCCAGGUGUCGUAUUUGCAAGAAGAAAAAUCAUUCUUUACUACAUCCCAAAAAUGUAUCGCUCCCGUCGGUGCCUCAAAUGAGUGAGGCAGAACCAGAUGCUAAGGAAGCGACAGCAUCUACAUCAACACAGGUAAAAAAUAUUAAUAAUAUCAGAGCCUGCUUUUCACGUUUCAGUGGACAAGUUUUACUUGCCACCGCAUUAGUUAAUGCCAGGUCACACACAGGCUCAUUGAUCACGUUAAGAUGUCUCAUUGAUCAAGGAUCACAGGCUUCAUUUUUGACUGAAGCCGCUGUUCAACUUCUCGGGCUAAGAAAGAUUCCACACAAAAGCUCCAUUAUUGGUUUGGGUAGUGACCAAUCAAGUUCUGUUGCCUCUAAAGCGAGGGUAGAAAUUGAGAUUGAAUCACGCCAUUGCAACUUUAAAAUUUGCGUCCAAGCUUUUGUGCUCAAUAAGCUCACCUCAGUACUUCCGGAAAGGAAUGCUGUUGUUAAUCUUAGUCCUGAAGUAUCUAAAUUAGUUUUAGCAGAUCCUUUCUUUGCAACACCAAAUAAAAUUGACAUGCUCCUUGGAGCAGAUGUUUAUGGUCAGAUUUUGCUUGAAGGUCUGAUCAAGAAUUCACCCAGUGCAUUAAUCGCGCAAAAUACACAGCUGGGUUGGAUUCUAUCGGGUCCAAUUCAAUCCAGAUCGAGCUCCAGCACUAUUUGGUGCAAUCAUAUUCAUCAAAAUGAUGAAUACGAACUUAUGAAGAAGUUUUGGGAGCUUGAAUCGGAUCAAUUUGCCUCUGAUAAAUCACUUCUUACGGAGGAAGAAAUUAAAUGUGAGAAUAUAUACUCAUCAACUACUAGGAGAGAUAGUUCAGGACGCUAUAUAGUACAUUUACCAUUUCGAACCGAUGAUCCGAAUUGCAAAUAUGGUAAUUCAAAGGCUAUUGCAAUAAAACAAUUUAAUCGGCUUGAGAAUCGUUUAUUAAAAAAUCCUAAGCUUAAGGCUGAGUAUGCUGCUGUCAUAGAAGAAUAUAAAAGGUUAGGUCACGUGGAAACUGUGCCAUCACAUGAAGAAGAUUUGCCUGAUGCUGUAUACUUACCUCACCAUGCAGUGAUCCGAGAGGAUAAGGAUACUACUAAAGUCCGAGUUGUCUUCAACGCUUCUUGUCCAGGAACCAAUGGCAUCACAUUGAAUGACGAACUUAUGGUAGGCCCAUCACUACAACCUGACUUACGUCACAUUAUAAUGUGUUGGCGUCAAUAUCCAAUUUGUCUUGUCGCUGACAUUAUAAAAAUGUAUAGACAGGUGAAAAUAUCUGAAUUACAUACAAAUUUUCAACGUUUUGUGUGGCGUGAAGAUCCAGAUCAAAGACUGCAGCAUCUGCGCCUCUUACGAGUUACUUUUGGUACGGCUUCAGCACCUUAUCUCGCUGUGAAAUCAUUACAGCAAGUUGCACACGACGAUGGGGUGAAGUAUCCGCUGGCUGCUGAAAGAGUACUUCGUGAAUUUUAUAUGGACGAUUUUAUGUCGGGUUGCUUUUCUGUGGAAGAAGGUAAGCAAAUUUAUAAGGAAAUAACACAACUUCUACAAGGAGGUGGAUUUGUCAUGCAAAAAUGGAGCAGUAAUAGCGAAGAAAUACUUAAAGAAAUUAAUGAAGAUGUUGAAGAUCAAGCAGAAAACCUGAAACUAAAAAUAGAUGAAAUCAUGAAAAUUUUAGGACUUACCUGGAACAGAAGAACCGAUGAAUUUGAAUACGUAGUAAAACUUCCACAACUCUCUCCUCCUGUAUCAAAAAGAAAAGUUAUUUCAGAAAUUUCUCGAUUAUUUGAUCCUGUUGGUUGGCUUGCGCCAGUAAUAAUUUCAGCCAAGGUUUUUAUACAGAAAUUAUGGCUCUCGGGAAUUGAGUGGGAUGAUGAACUUCCUCCACAAUUACUGAAGGACUGGCUCAAGUAUAGAAGUGAAUUAGAUUCACUUACCAAAUUUAGUAUCCCACGCUGGAUCAACAUCAAUAAUGAUGAUAAAGUUCGCGAAUUGCAUGGCUUCUGCGAUGCUUCAAAUGUUGCAUUUGCGGCAGUUGUGUACUUGCGAGUAGUUAAUUCCAAUGGGGAAAUUAAUGUUGCAUUAAUUGCUUCCAAAACAAAGGUAGCGCCCAUUAAACAAGUUUCGAUUCCGAGAUUGGAACUUUGUGGAGCUGUACUACUCACAAGACUGCUACUUGAAGUGUCUCAAGUAAUGGGUAUGGAGAAAUCUUCUAUUCAUGCGUGGACUGACUCACAAAUUGUGCUGGCUUGGCUUCAAGAACAACCUAGUCGUUGGAAAACAUUUGUCGCCAACCGAGUGUCGGAGAUUAUUACUUCGUUGGAACCGCAGCAAUGGCAACACGUAUCUACCAAGGAUAAUCCUGCAGAUUGUGCAUCGCGUGGCAGUACGCAAUGGGAUGUUCAAAUCUGGAAGGAAGGGCCAAAGUGGCUGCAAGAAAAGGAUAUAAAUUUUACAAGAGGUCAAAUAGAAGAUACACAUUUAGAAGAAAGAAAAAUGAAAAUUUGUUUAAUUAAUACUCACAGUGAUGAAGCAGAUCCUGAAGAAGAAAUAUACUCACGCUUUUCAUCUUUGAGAAGACUGCUCCGCGUUACUGCACUCUGUAAAAGACUAAUUAAAAGAAUGAGAAAAAUGGAAGUAGAGGAUCAGAAGGAUUGGAUAACAAGUUUUGAAAUAAGAGAAAGUUUAAAAAUAUGCGUUAAAAGAUGCCAAGAAAAACAUUUCGGUGAAGAGCUUGCAGAUUUAAGAAAUAAAAAAGAAAUAAAUAAAAAAAGUAAACUUACCUCACUCAAUCCAAUAGUUGACGAAGACGGUAUCCUACGAGUAGGUGGCAGACUGCAGCAGGCAAUCCUUAGUGAUGAGAGAAAACAUCCUAUCAUUCUUCCUCGUAAAUCACAGUUUACAACUUUGAUUAUUGCGGAUGCUCAUGAGAGAACAUUUCACGGCGGUCCCCAAUUGAUUCAAAAUUAUUUGCAAUCUAAAUACUGGAUAAUAGGUGCGAAGGAUUUAAUACGGCUGUGUGUUCGAAAAUGUGUUCGUUGUGUACGAUAUGCCGCUCGCAUAAGACACCAGUUGAUGGGACAACUACCGGUUGAAAGAUCUACUGCUUGUCGACCUUUCUUGAGGAGUGGAGUAGAUUAUGCAGGACCUAUUAAUAUAAGAACCUCUAAAGGCAGAGCACGAGAACUCAAAUCUUUAUAUGCUCAUGAGAGGUCCAGUAUAGUGAAGGAAAUUGCAGAUCAACUGGCUACAAAUGGGACUGAAUGGCAUUUUAUCCCUCCCCAUUCCCCAAAUUUUGGAGGACUAUGGGAGGCAGGGUCUUCCUCGAGCUCCCUGCACGUGUCGUCUCUGGAACUGGCCGACUCGUAUAUAACCGUCCGUAUCCCCGAGUCCAGGGAGGUGAGGUCCUGCGAGCCGGAGUCACUGUCACUAUCCGAGUACACUAGGGGCACUUCACUUUCACUGUCACUGUCACUGUCCCGUGUACCGAGGGGCGCUACACUGUCGCUGUGCAGGCCGUCGCACCAGCAGGUGGGGGGGGCGGGGGGGGCGGGGCGCUAG